Molecule: messenger RNA, 5231 nt
Organism: Nilaparvata lugens (brown planthopper)
Lineage: Eukaryota; Metazoa; Arthropoda; Insecta; Hemiptera; Delphacidae
Exons: 2
Coding region: 16-4245 (1409 amino acids)
Biological process (GO): regulation of transcription by RNA polymerase II
Cellular component (GO): nucleus
Molecular function (GO): DNA-binding transcription activator activity, RNA polymerase II-specific; RNA polymerase II cis-regulatory region sequence-specific DNA binding
Source: RefSeq, a predicted model, not a curated record
UUGAGAGAUCAAUCUAUGGAUGUUCUAGCUUGUGACCAAUGUGGGUCAUUUUUCAAGGCUAAGAAGUAUUUAAAACAGCAUCUAGCUGUACACCAUAGAGUGUUGGAUGUUUUUGAGUGUUACAUUUGUAGGAAAACUUUUGGAGCCAAGUAUAAGUUGACGGAGCACUUCAGUAUUGUACAUAGUGGAACUAGUUACAAUUGUGAGGUAUGUGGUAAAGGCUUCCAAAGCAAGUUUACGUUAGGGACACAUAUGAAGAAGCAUACGGGGAAUUUUGAAGUGUUUACCUGUGUUGAGUGUAGUCAGGAGUUUAACAGGAAACAGCUGUUAGUUGAGCAUGUGGGGGACAUGAAUAGGAGAUGUCUGUGGUGUGAUAUGUGGUUAGGUUGUAGGACAAAACUUUUGGAACAUAUUGAAGAGAAUCAUAGGAGAGUUGGGCGGUUAGAGUGUACGGAAUGUCGGCGGGAUGUGCAUUCUUUGACGAAAUUUUGGAAUCAUUUGAUAGUCUACCAUCCGGAACAGUGUAGGAUUGUCAACAAGAAUUGUGUGAUUUGUGAGAAGUGUAGACAGUUAUGUAGCAGUCGUCACCAUCUCAAGAAACAUCAGCGGAAGUUGUGUUUGGUGUCGGAGAAAAAUGUGUGUAAACAUUGUAAUGUUCGGUUAGGGACGAACUAUUUGCACGGGGUGCAUUUGGGGCGGGGUUUGAGGUGCGCCAUGUGUGGGGAGCGGUUUGAGUGUUUGACUUUGCUGAAGGAACAUGUGUACUAUGGACAUAGAAGUGGGGAGGAGGUGUUGGAUUUGGAGAAAACCUGUUAUAGGAGGGUUGUGAAUGGAUGGAAGUCUCCUAUGAGAGAUAGGAUAGGUGAGAGAAAUGGAAGUAAGUCUCCAGAAAGUAGUAGAAUAUCUGGGAGAAAUAGUAGUAAGUCCCCAGAAAAUGGGAAGUCUUGGAGAUGUGAAAGAGAUAGGAGUGUGGGAAGAAUUGAAAAGUUUAGAAGGUCUAUGGAAAAUUGUGGAAACGGGGAUGGAAAUGGAGGAGAAGCGGUGGGAAAUCGUUGUAGGAGUGGUGAAAAUGCAGGGGAGUUGUCAAGGUGUGGAAGAGUUAUGGAAAAUAGUGGAAAGGGCGAUGAAAAUGGAGGAAAAGCGGUGGGAAAUCGUUGUAAGAGCAGUGAAAAUGCGGGGGAGUUGUCAGGGUGUGAAAGAGUUGUGGAAAAUUGUGGAAAGGGUGAUGAAAAUCGAGGAAAAGCGGUGGAAAAUCGUUGUAGGAGUGGUGGAUAUGAGGGGGAGUUGUCAGGGUGUGGAAGAGUUGUGGAAAGUUGUGGAAAGGGCGAUGAAAAUCGAGGAAAAGCGGUGGAAAAUCGUUGUAGGAGUGGUGGAUAUGAGGGAGAGUUGUCAGGGUUUGAAAGAGUUGUGGAAAGUUGUGGUAGUAGAGAUGAAAAUCUAGAAAGAUGUACAGAAUCUUCUGGAAGACGACGUUGUAAAGGUAGGAUAUGUUUGAAAACUGGAGAAAGUUUUAGAAAAAACUUGGAAGGUAAUUAUGUAGAGAAAGUGGUUGUGGAUAAGGUUGAAAAGUUAUUGGGUAAGAAUGGGGAAAAUUUGAGAAUUGUAAACUAUUGUAGGGGGAAAAAUGAGAAACCCUCAGGAAAUGCAAGUUAUGGAAUCAUGAAAUAUACUGUCCCAUAUUCAAAUCAGGUGUCAGGAAAUGUGAAUUGGUCAGAAAACCAGGAAGUUUUGAAUCGUUGUCAUGGAACUACAGGAUGUAAUGUUUCAAAUAAUGAAAAACAUUCGAAAAUUGUGAACGGUUGUGAUGAGAAUUCAAAUGAAACAAUUUCCGUGGAAACUAAAAAAUCUGUUUCUCCUUCUAGAAGUUUUGAAGAUGUUCCUGUACCUUCCUCCUCUGAAGACGAAGUAUCUUUAAAAUCAGGUAAUGAUGAUUCUGAACGAGAUUACUGUUCAUUGACUUCGAAUAACUAUACCAAAGUUUUAGAUUGUGACAGUGAUGGGUUUGAAAAUAGAUCGGUUCUAUCGAUUGAUUCGAGUAGACUGUCGUUUAAGUUCAAAUGUUACGACUGUGAAAAUCUUUACCAAACUUUAAAAGACUUGGAGUGCCACAGAAGAUUGGCACAUGACUCGGAUAUCGAUGUGCCGGAAAUCAUGACCUGUGACCAUUGUGGGAGACAGUUUACGAAACGAACGUUAUUGGAGGGACAUUUCAGGAAAUGUGUGUGCUCCAUCUGUGGUUGCACAACUCGUUGUUGGACGUUGCUGAGGUUACACUGUUCCACUAAACAUGGGUCUAGAGGGGAUUGGAGUUGUGAUAAGUGUAGAAGAGGGUUUAGAUCGUCUGUGUUGUUUGUGAAACAUGCUAGAAAUUGUAGAGGAAUUGUUGUGAGGAAGGAUAGAAAGAGACGGAGGUCUGAAGGUAGUAAGUUGGUGAAACAUCCAAAGUUCAAAAGGAUUCGAACACUGGAUGAUGAGCAUAACUAUGAGAAUUGUGAUACAAACUUAUCCACUAAGAGAACGAAAAACAAGAGGAUACCUACUCCAGAUGAUGAUGAUGAUGAUAAUCAUGAUAAUUGUAAGACAAAUUUAUCAACUAGGGGAACGAAAUACAGGAGAAACCCCACACUAAAUGAUGAUAAUGAUGAUAACUAUGAUAAUUGUAAAACAAACUUAUCAACUAGGGGAACGAAAUACAAGAGGAUAUCUACAGUAGAUGAUGAUAAUGAUAAUAACUAUGAUGAUUUUAAGACAAACUUAUCAACUAGGGGAAAGAAAUACAAGAGGAUACGUUUGCUAGAUGAUUAUGAUGAUGAUGAUGAUAUUGUUGUUAAUACUACGGACAAAUAUUGUAACACAUACUCACCAACUAGUCCAACCAAUUUGAAAAAUACUGCUACGUUCAGGAUUGUGUUGAAAAACCGGUCCAAAAAGAUUUCUCCCCGUAAUUUUAAGGGUAGUCCAAAAAAGUCACUUCCCCGUAGUAAACAAAAGUCACCUCAAAAACCACCUGAGCCGUCCCCCUCUAAAAGUUCAACUGAUGAAGAUUUUGUGAAACCAAAACUGAGACCCAAAUCUAUGACUACCCCUCAGAGGAAAAGGGUUGAAUUUUUGAAAUCUAUGAGGGAAAAUUGUGAGACGUCCCCCGACAAAAAAAGUCCCAAGUUGAAGGCGAUUCGAGAAAGUGUCACGAAACUGGAGUUUUCUCCUGGGGAAGAUAAUAAGAUUGGAGUUGGGAUUUUGAAAUCUGUGAGAAAAAAUGGAGAAACGUCUUCUGAGAAGGUUGGUCCCAUUGAAAACUCAGUUUUGAUAUCUGGCAGAACGAAUAAUGUUUCACCUACUAGUAAUAGAUCAAUAGUUGGAAAUAUUUGGAGAUCUAGAAGGAAUCUUGGGAAAUUGACUCCACCGAAAGAUUUGAGUUUAGUUGAGGAUAGAAAUUUGAAGGGUGAUCUCAAACUAUCACCUAAGAACAGUGUAUCAGAUUUGGACGGUGAUUCGAAGCUUGUAAGGAAGCUCAAGAAAGAUUUCAUGGAAAAUCUUGAUGUAAAACCUUUGGAUAACACUUUAGAUUCUACAAAAGAGCUGAUAAUUGACACCAGUGUUUCUUACUGUCAGAGUGUUAAUGAUUCUUUCACAAAAAGUAAUUGUAUUUUAGGUGAGGAGAAACGUAUUAACGAAAUUCCCACAGAUGUCACAAGAACUGAUUUCUUUUUGAAUCUGAAUUUGGUUUCGUCCACACCGAUCAAUGGUGUUAGAAAAAGUGAGGGACAUUUGUUUCAAGGAAAAUUGGAUGGGAAAAUAUCUGGUGAAGAUUUGAAGGAUGGUCGAAAAUUCUGUAGACAGUUGAUUUCUGCUGGAGAUACAUCGAAAGUUGUAUACUGUGAAGCUUCCCCGAACCGUGUGCCCACAUCCAUAUUGAAAACUGUGCCUUCUGUCAAAUCCAAAUCGACUUUAAGACGAAUUGUGCAUUUUGAAGAUGACGUCGACGAAAAAUUUGGUUGUAAGUUUUUGAAAAAUGUCAGUCCAGAUAGUUGUAGAUCGUCUGUUGAUGUUCCUUCUGAGAAAAACGACUCGAAUGUUGUUGUUUCUAGUGCUAAGUCUGAAAAUGUGGAGGGAAGUUGUAAACCUAGUAGUAAGUUGCAGAUUUAUCGUUGUAGGUUGUGUAAGAAACGGUUUCCUAAUAGAGAUUUACUGCAAUGUCAUAUUACUAGUAAUGUGUGUAGGGUGAAAAUAUCAAAUUUGUCCUGAUUUUUAUUAAAAAUGAUUUCACAAAUUGAUCUAAUUCUAUGGAGACUGUAACUUAGAACUUAGAAGAGAUACUUUUAAAGAAUAACUACUUUGUUUCUAAUAAUUUGAUUGUAUGGGAGGGGAUGUAGUGGUAUUUCUCCAUUAUUGAACGAAUAAGACUGUGAUACCUCUUUAAAGUGGUAUUGACAAUAACAAAGUCUUAUUCUUUCAAUUACUUUGUUUCUAUUUAAAAUACAUUAUUGGACCUACAUUUUUAAAAAGUAUAAUGUACAGUGUAUUGUUGAUCUUAUAAUUAUGAUCAAAAGUUAAAAAAAUAUUGAAAUAUUUGACGUGGUGUUUUAGAAUAUCAUGUACGUUAGUUUAUUAACUGAGCUAUAUGAUGGAAGGAAUCAAUUUGUUACUUGUGUGUUAUUUAUUAUCCAGUAAUUGAAAAUCAAGUAUUUUUUUUACUAUUAUUGAUUUUCCUAAAUUAAUAUGAUUUGAUCAGAGAACGGAAUAAAAUUUCCAUUUUUGUGUCGGAUUUAUAAGAUUUUCAUUUUGAUCGUAUAUUAUAAAAUGUUUUCAUUUGUAAUAUUUGAUGAUUUUUCAACAGUGCAAGUCAAGUUUUUAGUGUAACUAUUUAAAUUUUGACCAUCUUUCAGUUUUGAGAGGUAAAUACAAUGCUAUAGUAUUACUAUUAUUUACUUGACGAAUAUUACAUACCGUAUUAUUGUGUGUACCUGAAUUUGUAUGCCUUAAAUAUGUUGUAACUCUACCAUUCGUUUAGGUACUUAGAAAUAUCAUACUUUUUAGUUGAUUACUUUUGCAUUAUUCGUGUAUUCCACAAUAGUUUUUAGUUCUGUCUCUAUUCCUAGUUUAGCAUAGGCCUAAUCUACACCAAACUAUUAUUUUUUGAUAAUUUUUGUAAAAUACUCCUUAGUUUCGUCAGUUUCCGAUUCUGUGAUAUAGGAAAUAUAUUGUUUAAUAAAAGUUAAGAUCAUUUGUAA